Messenger RNA from Symbiodinium pilosum, 294 nucleotides. The record is from the annotation of a GenBank genome assembly. NCBI's taxonomy places the organism in Eukaryota, Dinophyceae, Suessiales, Symbiodiniaceae.
AUGACACAGUGGAUCGCCGACUGCCUUGGCAUCGCCAUCGCCACGCCCAUCGCCGUAGGCUGGCUGAAUCCGAUGCUGGAGAAAAAGCUCGGUCGCUUCUUCAGCCAUGACGGAAAGUUCGUUUUCGGCAUGGCAGUCGGGGGUGCCUCAGUGGUCGUCGCGGCUGUCCUCGAAUCCGUGCGCAAGACAGCUCCUGUUUCCGAGAGGCUCUCCAACUGUGCCCCAGAGGGCAUUCAUAUGUCUAGCGUCUCCGCGGUGUGGAUGUUCCUGCCUUUCCUGAUGAUGGGCAUCGGG